AUGGCGGAAUUAUUGUGGAAGAGAGGCACAACUCUUGGUCAAGGUGGAUUUGGUGUUGUCUCGUUAGCUUCUACGUCUAACGCACUAUUUCAUGGCGUUACUCUUCCCUCUCUUAUUGCCAUCAAGUCUUGCAACUACAGUGAUUCUCAAUCGUUGAAAGAAGAAGAGGAAUUUCUCGGUAUGUUCAAACAUUCUCCGUGCAUUAUUCGCUGUUUCGGAGCUAAUCUCUCAUUCGAAGAUGAAGUCAUCAUUUACAACUUAUUGCUGGAGUAUGCAUCAGGAGGAAGCCUUGCCAAUCGUCUUCGCAAUUGCAAUUCAUUGCCCGAGUUUGAAGUUAAAAAACACACAAAGAAUGUUCUUUUAGGCCUCAGUUGCAUUCACACUAAUGGAAUUAUUCACUGCGACAUCAAGCCUGACAAUAUUCUCCUGGUGGGCACAGAAGAAACUGCCAAGAUUGCUGAUUUCGGGCUUUCCAUGACUUUUGAACAGGCCGUGAAAGAAAAACGGGAACUGAUGAUCAGGGGAACAAAAAGGUAUAUGGCACCUGAAUUGGUGCGUAACUAUGACUAUGGCCCACACGUUGAUAUUUGGGCUCUUGGUUGCACUGUCUAUGAGCUGAUUACAGGGACACCGCUGUGGGACGGAGAUGAUGAUCAUGUGUUGCACCAAAUCGCGUUUGAGAAACCUAAGUUUCAGAAUUCAAAGUUGUCAAAGGAAGCCAAAGAUUUUCUGAAGAGAUGUCUUGCGAAGAAUCCCAGCUCGCGUUGGACUGCCGAUGUGCUCUUGAACCAUCCUUUUCUGCAGAAUUCGGCCAUAGAAAGGAGAUUUUUCGGAAAAAAACUAAGACAGCCUGUUAUAGAGCAAAAACUUUGA
This is a messenger RNA of Solanum stenotomum, 873 nucleotides long. Its product is annotated as mitogen-activated protein kinase kinase kinase 20-like. NCBI's taxonomy places the organism in Eukaryota, Viridiplantae, Streptophyta, Magnoliopsida, Solanales, Solanaceae. Gene Ontology annotation, molecular function: ATP binding; protein kinase activity. Gene Ontology annotation, biological process: protein phosphorylation. Bases 1 to 873 code for a protein of 290 amino acids. The record is from RefSeq and is a predicted model, not a curated record. The transcript has 2 exons.